Messenger RNA from Microthlaspi erraticum, 576 nucleotides. The record is from the annotation of a GenBank genome assembly. Lineage: Eukaryota; Viridiplantae; Streptophyta; Magnoliopsida; Brassicales; Brassicaceae.
AUGGCGAUGUCGAUAUCCGGAGCUGUGCUUAGUGGCAUGAGUUCUUCGUUCCUGAUCAACGGAGGCAAACGAAGCGGCGUAGGAGGUGGAUCUAUGAGAGUUGGCUGGAGGAAUGUAGUCGUUGCACCUCAGCGCAAGAAGUCGUGGCUCACAGCCGCCGUGAAAGGUGAUGACAGCUCAAAGAAUGACCCCAAAUGGCUGGAUGAUGCCUCACAGAAAGCUGGCGAUUUCGUGAAGGAGAUGGGAAGCGGAGUGGGACACGCGUCUGCUCAGAGAGGACAAGAAGUUAAAGAUCAUAUGGAGAGAGCAAGAAACUACUUUACCGAGAAAGCUGGUGAAGCGAUGGACACAGUCACGGAACAUGCUAAGAGAGCUUCGGAGUAUGUGACGGAAAAAGGCAAAGAGACGAAGGAAGAAGCUGUUUCAGAGACGGAGAAAGCCAAAGAUUUCAUCGCCGAAAAAGCUGACGAAGCCAAAGAGUCUGCGACGGAUAUGCACAAGAAAACGACUAAGUACGUCGGAGAUAAAGCAUCAGAAGCUAAAAAAGCGAUAUUGCCUCCAAAAACUGAAGUGUAG